Molecule: messenger RNA, 960 nt
Organism: Morus notabilis
Lineage: Eukaryota; Viridiplantae; Streptophyta; Magnoliopsida; Rosales; Moraceae
Product: thylakoid lumenal 16.5 kDa protein, chloroplastic
Exons: 4
Coding region: 77-781 (234 amino acids)
Biological process (GO): photosystem II repair
Source: RefSeq, a predicted model, not a curated record
UUUUCCCACCAAAUAUACAAGAAAAAAAAAGGUUAAAAAAGAAAAAAAACAAGAAAAAGGAAGAGUUCUUUUUGAAAUGGCAACAGCCAUUCUUUCAACUGCAAUCACCUUCAUUCCUUCAAGACUUUCCUCAUCAUCUUCAUCGUCAUCAUUUUCUUCAUCUCUAUUGACAACACCAAUAUUAGUUUAUCCCAACAAAGAGAAUGGAAAGAGAUUGUUGACUCUUUGCAAGGCAGCCAAUGAACCAUCACAACCCUCUUGGAUUCUGACAAAGAGAAGUCUUUCUAUCAGCUUACUGACCAGCUUUGUUUUCGGUUUGGCCGGUAAUGGCGUCUCAAGUUCUAAUGCGGCCAUUCUAGAGGCUGAUGAUGAUGAGGAGCUUUUGGAGAGGGUGAAAAGGGAUAGGAAGAAGAGGAUUGAGAGACAAGGAGUUAUCAGCUCUUCCAACAAGGAAACAGGAUAUCUACAGGAUCUGGUGUACAAGUUGAGCAAAGUAGGCCAAGCAAUUGACAACAACGAUCUCUCCACCGCAAGUUCGGUUCUCGGUGGCAGCACUGAUUCAGAUUGGGUUAAGAACGUCAACGUAGCUUUCACUAAGCUAAGCUCUAGUCCUGAAGCGAAGAGUCAGGUGGACACUUUCAAUUCGUCGCUUGCCUCAUUGAUCUCGUCGGUUACUAAGAAUGAUGUUGAAUCCUCCAAAACCGCAUUUGUGGCAUCUGCCAGUGCAUUUGAGAAAUGGACGAAUUUAACCGGGCUUGUUGCGCAGCUUAAGGGACUUUGAACACUCGAGGACAAAGACUGCCAAUUUUUCAUUCCAUUCUUUCUUAUAAGAGCAUAACUAUAAAGUUUCAGUAAUUCUCUGGAUAUAACAGGCUUUCUUUAUAGUCUUGACAAGCCAUAAUAGUCUGAGGUCCAAAGUCUCAUUAGGCUUUUAUAACAACAUUUUUUCCCCACCAAUAA